AUGCCUGCCGAACACCAUGGCGAGCACACGGACACUCGCUCCAAGCGCAAGCAGCCGCCCACGCCCUCCAACGAGCGUCCCAUGAAGCAGAUCAAACCCGAAGACGGCCACACGCGCAACGGCACAUACGCUGCUGCCUCGCCAGAGCCUCUAGCCCACGAGGAAACACCCACGCCCAGCUUGGACGUCAGCAUGGACGACCUCGCCCCGGCGCACAUUGCGGGCGCGCUCCACGACACGGCCGAGUGGCAGAAUACAAUCGAGACGGUGGUCAAGAGCGUCGUCUCCAUUCACUUCUGCCAGACGUGCUCGUUCGACACCGACCCGGCCGUCGCGAGUGAGGCAACGGGCUUCGUCGUUGAUGCGGAGCGGGGAUACAUUCUCACCAACAGGCACGUUGUUGGAGCAGGGCCAUUCAUCGGCUAUUGCAUCUUUGACAACCACGAAGAGGUCGAUGUCUUCCCAGUAUACCGCGACCCCGUACACGACUUCGGUAUCCUUCGCUUCGACCCCAAGAAGAUCAAGUACAUGCCCGUUACCGCGCUCGAGCUGCACCCCAAGAAGGCACAGGUCGGUGUCGAAAUUCGCGUUGUUGGUAACGAUGCCGGUGAGAAGCUCAGUAUCUUGUCUGGCGUGAUCAGUCGACUGGACCGCAAUGCGCCCGAGUAUGGCGAGGGAUACUCGGAUUUCAACACAAACUAUAUACAAGCUGCUGCUGCGGCAAGUGGCGGCAGUUCUGGCAGUCCUGUAGUCAACAAGGAUGGCUUUGCAGUCGCACUACAGGCCGGUGGCAGAGCUGAUGGCGCGGCGACAGACUAUUUCCUUCCUCUCGACCGGCCAUUGCGGGCUCUGGAGCUCGUACGCCAGGGCAAGUUCGUACCGCGGGGUACUAUUCAAACGCAGUGGAUUUUGAAGCCGUUUGACGAGUGCCGCCGCCUAGGUCUAUCGCCCGACACAGAAAAGGCCGUCCGAACGGCAUUCCCGAAAGAGACGGGAAUGUUGGUGGCCGAAGUCGUUCUCGAGAACGGCCCUGCGUCCAAGAAGGUUGAGGAGGGUGAUGUCCUCGUCAAGGUCAAUGGCCAGCUCCUGACACAAUUCGUACGACUAGACGCCAUGCUAGAUGACAGUGUUGGUGGCAAGGUAUCGCUCACCAUACAACGUGCGGGCGAGGAUCUCGAUGUCGAAUUGGACGUUAAUGAUCUCCACGACAUCACUCCGGAUCGCUUCAUAUCGGUUGCCGGUGCCUCUUUCCACGAUCUUUCCUACCAGCAAGCUAGAUUGUAUGCCAUCUCACUCAAGGAUGCUGGUGUCUACGUAUGCGAGGCUGCUGGAUCCUUCCGCUUCGCCGAGGGCUUCACAUCUGGUUGGCUCGUCCAAGAAGUCGAUAACCAUCCUACGCCCAACCUGGAGACUUUCAUCGAAGUCAUGAGGAAGAUCCCAGACCGGAAACGAGUAGUCAUGGUAUACAAGCAUUUGCGCGAUCUCCAUACUGCGAACACAAGCAUCACAACGAUCGAUCGACACUGGCACGCUAAGAUGAGGGUGGCCAAGCGAAACGACGAAACGGGCCUCUGGGACUUCACUACAAUAGCCGACGCAAUACCCGCUGUACCCCCGAUUCCUCGGAAAGCAAACUUUAUCAAGCUCACGUCGAACUAUCCUGCUGCCGUCGAUAUCGUCCGCAGCUUUGUGCGCGUGCACGUCCACAUGCCCAUCAAGCUAGACGGCUUCCCCAAGAGCAACAAGCAAGGCUACGGUCUCGUCGUAGAUGCCGAACAGGGUCUUGUCCUCGUCUCCCGAGCUCUCCUUCCCUACGAUCUGUGCGACAUUUCCCUCAUCAUUGCAGACUCCAUCUUUGUCGACGCAAAGGUCGUUUUCAUGCACCCUCUCCAGAAUUACGCCAUCAUAAAAUACGACACGUCGCUUGUAAACGCGCCAGUCAAGACACCGAAGUUUGCGACCGACUUUAUCAAAAAGGGCGACGAGACAGUCUUCUUCGGCUUAAAUCAGAACUUUAGGCCAGUCGUGACCAAGACCACCGUCACGGAUAUCAGCACGGUAGCCAUCCCUGCUAGUGCUGUCACACCGAGGUAUCGCGCUACUAAUUUUGAUGCUAUUACCGUGGACACGAACCAGGCUUCCCAUAGCCAUUCCGGUGUGCUGGUCGCCGAAGACGGCACCGUGCAAGCGCUAUGGCUUUCGUACCUUGGCGAGCGUACGUCUCAAUCAGGGAAAGAUGUCGAAUACCACCUCGGUCUCGCUAUCCCCAUGAUUCUGCCCGUCCUUGAGCAGAUCAAGAGCGGAAAGACACCAAAGCUACGCAUCCUCAACGUCGAGUUCCAGACCGUGCAAAUGAGUCAGGCAAGAGUGAUGGGCGUACCCGAGGAGUGGAUCGAGAAGACAGAGCGUGAAGAUCCAGAGCGGCACCAGCUGUUCAUGGUGCGCAAGGUCGACUCCGGACAUGAGGGCGGUCUCAUGGAAGGCGAUGUCUUGCUCACCCUCAACGGCAAGCUAAUUACCCGCGCGCCGGAUCUGGAUGUCAUGUACGACCAUGACUUCCUAGACGCGGCCAUUGUGCGGAAACGCCAGGAGAUGUCCCUCAAGGUCCCGACCGUUGCCACCGAAGACCUGGAAACCGCCCGCGUGGUCAACUUCUGCGGCGCAACGCUGCACCGUCCUCAUCAAGCUGUGCGCCAGCAGAUCUCCCGCAUCCACUCCGAUGUCUACAUAUCCAGCCGCUCCCGUGGUAGCCCGGCGUACAUGUACGGCCUCGCACCCACAAACUUCCUCACUCACGUCAACAACGUCCCUACGCCUGAUCUCGACUCUUUCCUGACGGAGGUCAAGAAGAUCGCCGACAACGAGUACUUCCGCCUCAAGGUCGUCACCUUCGACAACGUGCCGUGGGUGGCUACCAUGAAGAAGAACGAGCACUACUUCCCGACCAUCGAAUACGUCAAGGACGCAGAAGAGGAACUUGGGUGGAAGAAGAUCAUCCACGAGGCGGAUGCGGGUGGCGCGAGGGAGGAGAUUGCGCCGGCGGAGGUGGAGGGCGGUGGGGAGGAUGGCGAGUAG
Messenger RNA from Didymosphaeria variabile, 3075 nucleotides. RefSeq lists its product as uncharacterized. The transcript is spliced from 3 exons. NCBI's taxonomy places the organism in Eukaryota, Fungi, Ascomycota, Dothideomycetes, Pleosporales, Didymosphaeriaceae. Gene Ontology annotation, molecular function: serine-type endopeptidase activity; protein binding. Gene Ontology annotation, biological process: proteolysis. Bases 1 to 3075 code for a protein of 1024 amino acids. The record is from RefSeq and is a predicted model, not a curated record.